This is a messenger RNA of Prorocentrum cordatum, 249 nucleotides long. Lineage: Eukaryota; Dinophyceae; Prorocentrales; Prorocentraceae. The record is from the annotation of a GenBank genome assembly.
GACAGCGAUUGCGACGCCGCGGCCGAGUCUGCUCUGUCCGUGAAGAACACCUUCUUUGAGCUGGUCGUCAAGGGGUCCAAGAGCCGGUCGCCCUCCACGCCAGCAUCUUGGAGGCCCGGCGCCGCCAGCCGGCGCGGCUUCGUGGUGGGCGAGCAGGCGGACGGGUGGCUGAGCGACGACUCGGCGACCACGGCCUCGCGGGCGCACUCCCGGGGCGCGCCGUGGGAGGACCAGCGGCCGGCGCGCAGC